Messenger RNA from Lolium rigidum, 429 nucleotides. Its product is annotated as transmembrane protein 50 homolog. The transcript is spliced from 2 exons. The record is from RefSeq and is a predicted model, not a curated record. NCBI's taxonomy places the organism in Eukaryota, Viridiplantae, Streptophyta, Magnoliopsida, Poales, Poaceae. Bases 85 to 429 code for a protein of 114 amino acids. Gene Ontology annotation, biological process: late endosome to vacuole transport via multivesicular body sorting pathway; protein targeting to vacuole.
AAAGCGAGAAGAAGGAAGCAACGAGCCGAGGAGAUUCCGCGGCGGAGUUGGUAGAGGAGGAGGAGGGUUUGCUCUGCGGCGGCCAUGGAGAACCUGGCGAUGCUGUGGGCGAUCAUCGGGCCGGGCUUCGCCGGCGCGCUCUUCGGCGCCGGCUGGUGGUUCUGGGUGGACGCCGUCGUCUGCAGCGCCGUCAAGGUCUCCUUCAUCCACUACCUGCCCGGGAUCUUCGCGUCGGUGUCCGCGCUCAUGUUCAAUUGCGUCAGCAAGGAGGACCUCGGGGGCGACUACUACUCGGCCUAUGGCGGCGGGGAUGAUAACGAGUGGAGGUCAGGUUUUUGGCUCGAUUUGGCACUGAUUGGUCGAAUUGAUCUGUGGAUUCAGGUUACUGCAUGUUCACCAAAGAAUAGGUUUCUGAAUUUAGAUGAUUGA